Octodon degus (degu) is the source of this 1001-nucleotide messenger RNA. RefSeq names its product thiamine triphosphatase (gene Thtpa). The record is from RefSeq and is a predicted model, not a curated record. Gene Ontology annotation, molecular function: thiamine triphosphate phosphatase activity; magnesium ion binding. Gene Ontology annotation, biological process: dephosphorylation; thiamine diphosphate metabolic process; thiamine metabolic process. Lineage: Eukaryota; Metazoa; Chordata; Mammalia; Rodentia; Octodontidae.
CUUGUCCACCUCGAGGGUCGCGGCCGCCUAUAACUUAACAGGCCUCUCUGGCCCCAGCCUGCCCUCGGCACCGCUGCCAAGGGCCUAAUAUGGCCGCUGGUGCUGGGACUGUCCGCACGCAGCGGGUUGAGGUCCGGGGCUAGGGCUUGCUCCCGGCAUUCCUCGCGAGUGUGUGGCAUGGGCUCCCUUCCCCCAAGUACUGGUACCGCGAGAGGGAGACCCUCCGACCUUGAGGUAGCAUGGCCCAGGGCUUGAUAGAGGUGGAGCGAAAGUUUGUUCCGGGACCUGGCACAGAGGAACGGCUACAGGAGUUGGGAGGCUCUCUGGAGCACCAGAUCACCUUCAGAGACACCUACUAUGACACCCCUGAGCUGAACCUCAUGCGGUCUGACCACUGGCUGCGACAACGAGAGGGUAGUGGAUGGGAGUUAAAAUGUCCUGGAGCAGUGGGUGUCCCAGAAACCCACACUAAGUACUUGGAACUCACAUCUGAUUCUGCGAUUGUGACCCGCCUGUGUCAGGUGCUAGAAGCUGAGGGGCUGGGGACAGGAGGUGUAGCUGCUGUGCUGGGUCCACUGGGGCUGCAGGAAGUAGCUAGUUUUGUAACUAAGCGGAGUUCCUGGAAGCUGAUGUUCUCUGGCGCUAAUGAAGAGGAGCCGCUGCUCAGGGUGGACCUGGAUACAGCUGAUUUUGGCUAUGCAGUGGGUGAGGUAGAGGCCCUGGUACAUGAGGAAGCUGAAGUACCAUCUGCCCUAGAGAAGAUCCAGAGCCUCAGCAAAAUGCUUGGUGUGCCAGCACAGGAGAGAGCACCUGCCAAGCUCAUCGUGUACCUACAGCGCUUCCGGCCUGAGGACUAUCAGCGCCUGCUGCAAGUACAUAGCUCCAAAGAAGCCACAGGGGACUAAACAUCCUGACGGCAACUUGGGUUAGGGGUGUCCCUUUCCAGAAGGGCAAGAGAACUCAACGUUCAGCGGAUCCCACACCUGGAUUCAUGGUGCCUC